Messenger RNA from Mugil cephalus (flathead mullet), 6042 nucleotides. RefSeq names its product vitamin D3 receptor A. Gene Ontology annotation, cellular component: nucleus. NCBI's taxonomy places the organism in Eukaryota, Metazoa, Chordata, Actinopteri, Mugiliformes, Mugilidae. The record is from RefSeq and is a predicted model, not a curated record. The transcript has 10 exons. Gene Ontology annotation, molecular function: nuclear receptor activity; vitamin D response element binding; zinc ion binding. The coding region runs from base 287 to 1549 and encodes 420 amino acids. Gene Ontology annotation, biological process: negative regulation of transcription by RNA polymerase II; positive regulation of transcription by RNA polymerase II; cell differentiation.
CUAAACCAUGGGGGCGGGGUUAUGGCGAAGUGCUGUCCAUCUGUGUUGAUACGGUUGAUACAGAGCUAAAAAACUGGACUAACGGAGCGUCUACUUGCGUUUAUGUUCCCAUGGACUAAUAUUGUUUUGUACACUGAGGAAAAACUUUUUCAGCGGCUGCGUUUUUUUUUCUUUUAAAAAUCCGCCUUCCACUCCACUGGAUCGGGAAAAUUUUGGCGACCUGGCUCCCACAUUUGGGCCCCGCUCUGCUACUGCACGAAGUGAAGGUUGAUAUGCCACAUCAGUGAUGGAGCCCAUGACGGUGACGACGUCAGUGGUCGGACCGGACGAGUUCGAUCGCAAUGCCCCGCGGAUCUGUGGGGUGUGCGGGGACAAGGCCACUGGCUUCCACUUCAAUGCCAUGACCUGUGAGGGCUGCAAGGGCUUCUUCAGGCGCAGCAUGAAACGUAAAGCCUCCUUCACCUGUCCAUUCAAUGGAAGCUGCACCAUCACCAAGGACAACCGACGUCACUGCCAGGCCUGUCGUCUCAAGCGCUGCAUUGACAUUGGCAUGAUGAAAGAAUUCAUACUGACGGACGAGGAGGUUCAAAGGAAAAAAGAAAUGAUAAUGAAGAGGAAAGAGGAGGAGGCAGCCCGCGAGGCAAUGAGGCCCCGGCUGAAUGAGGAGCAGACUCGCAUCAUCUCCUGCCUGGUGGAAGCUCACCACAAGACCUAUGAUGCCUCCUAUUCUGACUUCUCCCGCUUCAGGCCUCCAGUGCGUGAAGGACCAGUUACACGCAGUGCCAGCAGAGCUGCCUCUCUUCACUCUCUGUCUGAUGCCUCCUCUGACUCAUUCAACCACUCACCUGAGUCUGUGGACAGCAAAAUGAACUUCAGCAACCUGUUAAUGAUGUACCAGGACGGUGCUAGUAGUCCAGACUCCAGUGAGGAGGACACUAAGCUUUCCAUGCUGCCCCACCUGGCUGACUUGGUCUCCUACAGCAUCCAGAAGGUGAUAGGGUUCGCCAAGAUGAUCCCAGGCUUCAGAGACCUAACAGCAGAGGAUCAGAUUGCUCUGUUGAAGUCAAGCGCCAUAGAGAUCAUCAUGCUUCGUUCAAACCAGUCAUUCAGUCUGGAGGACAUGUCCUGGAGCUGUGGGGGACCUGACUUUAAAUACUGCAUUAAUGACGUUACAAAGGCCGGUCACACUCUGGAGCUGUUGGAGCCACUGGUGAAGUUCCAAGUCGGUCUGAAAAAACUGAACCUGCACGAGGAGGAGCAUGUGCUGCUCAUGGCCAUCUGCCUGCUCUCCCCAGAUCGUCCUGGUGUCCAAGACCACGCCCGCAUCGAACAGCUCCAGGACCAUCUGUCAGAAGUGCUGCAGGCCUACAUCCGGGUUAACCACCCAGGCGGACGCCUCCUCUAUGCCAAGAUGAUCCAGAAACUGGCUGACUUGCGCAGCCUGAAUGAGGAGCACUCCAAGCAGUACCGCUCACUGUCCUUCCAGCCAGAGCAUAGCAUGCAACUCACCCCAUUGGUGCUGGAAGUAUUUGGCAGUGAGGUGUCAUAGCGGAGGAGGAGGCACGUGUGCAUACGUACACACACUCAUCACACACAUAAUGAUUAACCAACCCUUGCUGCCUUUUCCCCAACGAAACCGCAGCCCAGAUAAAACCCUGGUCAUGUGGGAGAAAGAUGGAUAAUCAGACAGUAACCUUCAUCUCUUCAUUAUCUUUCUAUCCUCCUUCUCCUGUAUUCAAGCAGCAAGGAAUCAGCUGACUGGACUACUGAAUUUACUAUUUGUUUCUGCCACACUUACAGUAGUAGACAACCAGACUAUAGUUUGGCCUCUGAAUUUGUAGACUCAGCUCCACAUUAAAUUUCAUUACAUCAGGCAGACUCAUUGACAUCCUGAUCCUCUCUGCAUCCACAGACUCCCAAAGCCACAUGUUCUCAUCUCCACCCUUCCUUGGAAACAACUAAAUACUAAUACUUAGCAUUUUUCUUAGUGGGGACAGCUUGAUGGAUGUUGCUGUCACCCUUUUACCAUCAUCCUAGUGCAGUAACAUGCUCCACAUUCAUACAACAAUUGUGAGGAAUAGCUGCACAGAUCUACCCUAGCUAGGUAAUAAAUUGGGUUCAGAUAGCUGUAAACUAUUUUUGGUUUAUGAUUUUUUAACAGCAAAGACAUCCAAAAACAUUUGACUUAACAAGCCAUGGGCAAGAUUGGAAUAGAAAACUCUAGGUUUAUUAGUUUGAAGAUACUUGGCUGCAAUGUAAUUGAGAAGAUGUGUUUUCCAGAUAUACCAUUUGUAUCUGUGUAUGUGCAAGAGGAGGUCUCAGAUAGUCUCAUGAAGAAAGAUGUCUAAGUAAGAUUGUUUCGUUAUGGUGAUGGUGGAGAAAUGUGAGAUUUGGAAGAACGAGGAAAGGAGGUUGGAUAGAUAGAGGGAGGUGAUCUAUUUGGAAUUCCCUGUUCACAAGACAAAAGGGAAUUUCAUAAAACAAGAAUGUAUGUAUAAUGCUAUAUAAAUAUAUGAUACAUAUAAGCUGAUAUAUAUUUAAGAGAGCAAAACAUUGGUUGCUUCCAUGGAAGCAAAUAGUUCUGAUAGUUGUAUAAUGUAAAGGAUUUGAAGACCCUUCCUCUGUUCCGCGUGCGUGCGUGCGUGCGUGUGUGCGUGUGUGUGUGUGUGUGUGUGUGUGUGUGUGUGUGUGCGUGCAUGUGACACGGACUGAGAAGUUUGUUGGGGAGGGGGUCUAUAUUUGCGAUAUAUGUACAGUGUAUGAGGAUAUUGAUGGAUCACAAGGGGGCUGGUGUCCAGGCUCUGACUGAGGGUCUAGUGCAGGGAAGCACUUCUCUGUUGGAUUUACUCAUAUUUGGACCUGUGAAGUUUAUAUGACAUACAUAAACACAGCUUCAUGUUUCGUGGAUAAUGAUUAUCCAAAAAUAUUUGUUCGGCUGGUUAGAUUGCUGCUAAGACAGUUAGAGCUAGAUAGUUGGACAGAAACCAACUACCAGCUGUAGCCUCAGGGAAAAGUUUGUCUGACAAUAUUGUGUGUUCAUGGAGUGUGUGGCGUAAGCUUACAAUCAUGAGACAGAGAUUGUUUUUGCAGCUCUAGGCAUCACUGUGAUUUCUAAUCAUACUAAACUACAGCAUAAGGAAGCUAAAAGAGAAACUUUUUAAAAUAAUGAUUACUGCAAGAUUUUCAUUCCUAAGCUCAUCUGAUCAGUUAAAAUUUUAUGAAAUGAUCUGCAUGACUGUACAGUCCAUUAGAAAACAUGAUAAAGCCAACAUGAAAUGGCUACAUUUUUAAAUACAAACUCAUGUCAAACAUUUAUAUCAGCCUUACAUUUAGGGAUUUUUCAGGGCAAACUGAAUAAUCUACGGAUGGUAGCAAUAUACAGUAGUUAAAACAGUGUAUGCCCUGUUGUGUUUUUGGAAGGCGCUUAAUAGCAGGGCAGAGAUACGAAGCAUGACAGUGAACUUUUUAUAUUAAACAUGAAAAGCCUCAGACCUUUUUUGUCACAUUUAUAUCAUUUCAACACCAGCCACAUAAGCGAGGUUUGGGAUGUUCAUUUUCAACAUCACUACAUAUCUUAUCACAUUUCUGUUGACAUGGUGCAUGCUCACACCUCAUGCGGGCCUGGACAACCCCCUUGUGGAUAAACUUUGUAAAUACCACUUGCUAAAUCUGUACAUAGAGAUUUAUGUAGGUAAAAUACUAAGAGAAUUCAAUUGUUGAUGGCAAGAUGCUCUGGAGAUACAAUGCUAUAUGCAAUUAGGAGAUGAACUCUGUUGUUGUAUUCAACUAGAAUGGACAGAGGUGGCAGUUCUGGUCAAGGUGCCGAGUUGUGAAAGGGAGCACUGAAGAAGAUUGUCGGAUUUGAGCGUAACUGUAUGAGAACUUAUAUGUUUGACUGAAACUUUUGUCAUCUAUCUCGAGGCAAGUUAUACCAGCUUCAAAACAAAACCACCAGUUAGGGGCAGAUUUCCCACACCAACACAGCCAAAUAAAAAUUAGGAAAGAACUUUACUCAGCCCGUAAUAAGGGGUCAUCAGUGAUGGGACUUGGAAAUCUGAUGUGUUAUGAUUGCAAAGACUUCAAAUGACUGAACAUUCCCAGUGGUAUUUGUCGUGAGCAUUCCAGCUGGCUAAGUCUUAUGCAUCAUAUCCACACAGUACACCAGUGAACAUCAUUCACUCUCCGGCUCCCUUUUAAAGGAUCCCACCACCUCAGUACAUUAUCAAGUGCCCACUCUGUCCAUUCAUUCUUAUGGAUGUAUGUCUUUUCUCUCUAUUUCUAAUGUCUAUUGGUAAGCUUUUGACAAUUAUACAGUAUAUCCAUAGUAUUUUCCUUUUGGUGAACAUCAGACUUUUUUUUCUUUUUGCUUGUUUCAAGAUUGUCAAUUUUAAUAUGUCAGUUUGCUGUCUAGCUAGCGGCAUGGCUUACUGUGCUGGAACCUUGUCAUAAUGAGGCAACGAUGAGCAAAGUGGACACCUGGAGCCUUUUAUAAAUACACCUGAACAAGCUCCUUGUCCUUUGGUCCUUGUCUCGAAGCGAAUCAUCGUGGAAUAGUCCUUUUCAACUAAUACUGUGACAUCACUUUGUUGUUUGGACUGGGAAAGGACUACUGGCGCUCAUUUUUCUUCUUUUUCCUAAUGGGAGGAAAACAGACUUUUCAGUGCAGUGGUGUUAAAGCCAGAGCUGUAAGCUCAAGGGAAAGAACACAGGUCAGCAAAGCCCUGUAUGCAAACAUCAGCUUUUCAGAAAUGGGACGUCAAUCACACUCAAGUGAUCAUAAACUAACAUUGCCUCAACUGACUGACACAGGAUUUAGCCAGUGGCAAACUGGUGCAGCAACAGCACAGGUGUGCCUCCUCAUUCAUCACUCAACCAUCUAACCAUUGGCUCUUCUUCAGCAAUAGCCAAUUACAGCAGGAUUACUCUUCAUAGCUUUAACUCAGCAGCCAGGCACUCUCUGAGUCGGGAAACUGUGGUGCACCAAGGGCUGAGGUUUAGAGGAACAGCUGCUGUGGAAUUGGAUGUGUCGCUUAAGUGGGAAAGUGACGCCAUAGUCAUUGCUCCUCUGUCCUAUUUGACCCAGGACACCUUUGGAUUGCACCUCAAGAAGACUGUGUAAAAGCCGUAUCAAAGAUCAUACAAGAUGAAAUAUUUUUAAAAAUGAGAGCUGCCACACGCAGACAUAUUGCCAUGGUGUACAGGCAGAGUGUACCGUCACUGACCGAGAUGUCGCCUCUUAAACCCAAAGUGUGACAUUAUCUUUCUAACUACUCUGUGUCUCGCAUCGCAGCUCUUGAAAUUCAGAUUUUUAAUCACUUGUCGUUUGUUGAAGAAACAUUGUUGAAAGAGUUUUUACAUUCAACAUUAACAUCAUCAUCAGUUUUAAAAUGGAAUGCAGGACCGGGUGAUGGGGUGAGAGUCGGCUCAGUUUUAAGGGUUCCCAGUGAAACUUCGGUUAUUUAUCUUUGCUGUGCUGCUGUUAGACAUUGGUUUUCCUCUGGGGAUACUUCUUAAUUGCCAUUAUUAAUGUUUAAAGUAAGUGUUGAACAUGGAGAAUAUUAUGCCUCCAGGAUGAUUUUGGCUUACAAUUGUUAAACUAAUGGUUAACACUGUAGCUGAUGCUAGAGGAUAUUAUUGUUCAGAUGAGCCCAGACAAGUUUGAAGUCUCUCACCCCUCACCCCUCCUUCUCUCAACCCAGGUCAGCAGCUCCACCUCAGUAGCCUUACUUACAGAAACCUCACUCAGCUGGAAACAUUUAACAGAUACCUCAGUAAUAUACAGAACAACUUUUCACAAUAGCCUUCAAGGAAACCAAACAUAAAUUAAUACAACACCUACACUCAAACAGACACACUACAACUCUUUCCCCAGCAGUGUUUUUAUGUCAAAUAUAGACUAGUAAUCUAGUUGCCAGUUGUUGUAUAAAGAAGGAUGUCCAGUAGAUUCCUGUUACCUGUAGGCCAGUCAGUAUACAAGCGGAUCCCAAUGUUUCUAAAUGUAAACUGUCACUUUCUCAUUUUUUCUGCUUUACUCACUUGAUA